AUGGCAGGGAAGCCGGUCAGGAAGCACGGGGUGACCACGCGGCAGCUGGUGGACGAGGUCCCGGAGGGAUGCAGCCUGCCGGACUUCGAGCAGAAGCCGGUCACCAUGGCGCUGGCAGAGGGGAGAACCGCCGUCCUGCGGGCCGUGGUCUGCGGGGAGCCCUCGCCCCAGGUGCGCUGGCAGAGCAGCAAGGGGGACCUCAGCAACUCCAGCAAGUACCAGCUGCUCUCGGCCCCGGGCAGCAGGGAGCACGCGCUGCAGAUCAGCAAGCUGACGGGCGAGGACACGGACAAGUACUGCUGCAUCGCGGAGAACCCGUACGGAGAGGCCGUGUGCUCCGCACGGCUCACCGUCAUCGAAGUCGGCUUUAGGAAGAAACGGAAGAGGGCCACGGAACCCCAGGAGGACCUCAGUAAGGAGCUGAUGGACCUGCGGAGGAUGCUGAGGAAGAGCGCCCCGCCUCCCAAGAAAAAGAUGGACCCUGAGCAGGUGUGGCAGCUGCUGAUGUCGGCGGACCGGAAGGACUAUGAGAGGCUGUGCAUCCAGUAUGGCAUCGCCGACUUCCGCGGCAUGCUGCGCAAGCUGGAGAAGAUGCGCAGGGAGCGCGCGGACAGGAUGGCGCAGUACGUCCACACGGUCUCCAACACGAAGCACAUGAAGGUCACCAAGGAGGGGGUGGCGUUCUUCGAACUGGACCUGGACCUCAAGGAUCCCGAGAGCAACGUCUACCUGUACAAGGACGGUGAGAUGAUCCCCUACAGCUCCGAGAGCCACGGCAAGCGCAGCGCACGGCGGCUGGGCAAGCACUACCACUUCCAGAUCCAGGACCUGUGGCCCGAGGACGCCGGCCUCUACCAGGUCAAGGUGGAGGACGCCGAGGUCUUCUCCACGGAGCUGGAGGCCAGCGCCAUCCCACCCCGCGUGGUGGUCCCGCUGUCCGAGGCCCGCUGCGAGGAGCGGGGCGACGCGGUCUUCGAGUGCGUGCUGUCCAGCCCCUGCCCCCUCGCCGCCUGGCACUUCAAGCACCAGCCGCUGCAGCCCGGCGGCAAGUACGAGGCGUCCGUGUCCCCCGACGGGCUGACCCACCGGCUGGCGGUGCGGGGCGCCCGGCUCUCGGACAUGGGCCCCUACUCCCUGGACACGGGACUCCACGUCUCCAGCGCCUGGCUGGUGGUUGAACCUGGGCAGGACCAAGGCCUUCCGACCACCGGUGCUGACCUCCAGGUUCAGGGGCAAGGAGCCCCGGCCCCAGACGCCCAAGACUCCAGGGGGGCCAGCGGCGAGCGGGGGGCUCCCAGAGAGCAGGGGGGCGCCCCCGGGGGGGCCGGGCUGGAUCCCGGCCGCCAGCUCCCAGCCGGCCUGGACGGAGGUGGCCUUGGUGGGCACAGCUACUCCUCGAUGGGGGGCGAGGGGGCAGCCGGGGCCGCCUGGGGCCCCGGGCAGGCGGGGAAGGGCUUUCCGGAAGCGGACAGAUUCGGGGCCACUGUCUCCGGGGACAGCCAGCGCCACAGAGAGGGGGGCGGCGGGGACACGAGCCUCCCGGGGGGGCCCCAGUCGCAGGGAGAAGGCGCGGGAGGACGGAGAGGAGGAAGGGGGGCCCGGGGGGCCGAGGACGACCAGGCCCCGAAGGAGGAGGACGGGGCCCCGCGUGGGAGCCGGUCCCGCACGCGGUCGGGGGCCACGGUCGGAGGCGCGGAGAGGCGGGCGCUGGAGGAGGCCGGAGGCAGGGGGCCGCGGCCCGGAGCGGAGGACGACGCGGGGAGCGGCGGGGAGGCGCCGCGCCAGGACGGGAGCCCCGCGGGCGGCAGGGGAGCCGGCACGGAGGGCCGGCCGGGCGCGGGGGGCCGAGGGCAGGACGCCCCCCGAAGCCCCCGAGGCAGACACAAGCUCGGCACCGGCUGCUUCUGCGAAGAGGCCCGAGCCCCUCAGGGACACUUCUCCCGGGGCCUGGCUGACACGGAAGCUCGGCUGGGGGAGGCCGCCACCCUCUCCUGUACCCUCAGCCGGGACCUGGGGCCGGGUGCCUGGUUUAAGGAUGGAGUUCAGCUCAGCGCCCAGGACGGACUCGUCUUGGAGCAGGAGGGCCUGGUGCGCAGGCUGCUCAUUGCCCACGCGCAGGGCGCCCACGCCGGGAGGUACAGCUUCGUGGCCGGCGACCAGAAGAGCGAGGCCACCCUGACGGUCCGAGACCCCCCGGUCAUCGCCGCGGACGUGAUGGCGAGACUGAAGGAGCCGCUGGUGGUCAAGGCGGGGAAGCCGCUGAGCGUGAAGGUCGCCUUCGAGAGCCGCCUCCCGGUGCAGGCGGCCUGGACGAAGGACGGGGCCGCGGUGGACGGCACGGGGGGCCGAGGGGCGCAGGUGGCCCUGGGCGACGGCUUCGCCCGGCUGUGCCUCCCCAGCGCCAGCAGGAGGGACGGCGGCCAGUACAGCGUGACGCUGCGCAGCCAGGGCGGCUCCGUGUGCGCCGGGCUCACCCUGCACGUCAUAGACAAGCCCCAGCCGCCCCAGGGCCCCCUGGAGGUGCAGGACUGCCGGGGGGCUGGCGUCUGCCUCCGCUGGGGGCCCCCCCGGGACGACGGGGGCCGCGCCGUGGAGCGCUACGUGGUGGAGCGGCGGCAGGCCGGCCGCAGCACGUGGCUGAAGGUGGGCGAGCCCCCCGCCGACGCCACCAGCUUCACGGACGCCCAGGUGGAGCAGGGCAGGAAGUACGCCUUCCGCGUGCGGGCCGUGACCUCGGAGGGGCCCGGCGAGGCCCUGGAGUCAGAGGAGGUGCUGGUGGCUCCCGAGGCGCGCCCUGGGCCCCCCUCGGCCCCGGCCAUCCUGUCCGCCUCCAGCCAGAGCAUCACCCUGAGCUGGACGGCGCCCCGAGGCCCCGGCAGCGCCCACAUCCUGGGCUACCUGGUCGACAAGCGCAAGAAAGGAAGCAACACGUGGGCGGCCGUGACCGAGCAGCCGGUGCCUGAGCGGAGGUGCACCGUGACGGACCUGCGGCACGACUGCCAGUACGAGUUCCGGGUCACGGCCGUGGCGCCCUCCGGCCCCGGGCAGCCUGGGCCCCCCUCGGACCCCGUCUUCGCUCGGGACCCCAUGAGACCCCCCGGGCCCGUGAGGGACCUGCAGGUCACAGACACGUCGCACACCAGCAUCAGCCUGCGCUGGGCCGCGCCGGACGCCCAGGACGCGGACGAGGCGCAGGGCUACGUGGUGGAGCUGUGCCCCUCGGACAGCCUGGAGUGGGCCCCGUGCCACGCGGGCACCGUGGCUGGCACCGCCCACACGGCCAAGGGGCUGCGGCCCCGGGCGGCCUACUUCGUGCGGGUCGUCGCCGUGAACGAGGGGGGCCGCGGCGAGCCCGCCGUCCUGGACGUGGUGGUGCACGCCAUGCCCGCCCAAGUCUCUCCCAGGUUCCUGGUGGACGCCAGCACCAAGGACGUCCUGGUGGUCCGCGUGGGGGACACCAUCCGCGUGCCCGUCCGCUUCGAGGCGGCCCCGCUGCCCGAGGUGACGUGGCUGAAGGACGGCCUGCCCCUGUCCAAGAGGAGCGUGACCUCCACCGAGGACGGCCUCACCCGGCUCCUGGUGCCCGCGGCCGGCCUCUCGGACAGCGGCCUCUACCGCGUGGUGCUGAGGGGCCCGCAGGGGCAGGAGGCCACCCACACCUUCACGCUCAGGGUGGCAGCGAGGCCGCAGGCCCCGGGGCCCAUCCACCUGCAGGAGAACGUGCCGGGGACGGUGACGGCAGCGUGGGAGCCCUCGCCGGACGAGGCCCGGGGCGUGCCGCUGCACUACACCGUGCUGAUGCGCUCGGCGGCGCACGGGCCCUGGCGCGAGGUGGCCGACCGCGUGCACACCACCCGCUUCACCUUCCUGGGCGUCGUCCCCGGCCACGAGUACCACUUCCGCGUGGUGGCCAAGACCGAGCUGGGCGCCAGUGAGCCCUCGGACUCCACCCAGCCCUGGUGCCUCCCGCGGCGGCGAGACAAGGUCCCGGCGAAGGCGCCGCGCCACCGGGAGCCGGACCGCGGCCAGAAGCCCUGGUUCCUGGUGGGCCUGCGCUCGCACCUGCUGCCCGCGGGCUGCGAGUGCUGCAUGAGCUGCGCCGUGCGGGGCUGCCCGCCGCCCCGCGUCACCUGGUUCCGGAACGGCGAGAGCCUGGAGGGCCGCCGCGGGGCGUACAGCACCGACACGCUGGGCGUCUGCUCCCUGGUCAUCCCCGGCGUCGGCCCCGAGGACAGCGGCCUGUACAAGGCGGUGGCCGAGAACGCGCUGGGCCAGGCCAUCAGCACGGCCACCCUCCUCGUCACAGAUCCCAGCUCCUAG
Messenger RNA from Eptesicus fuscus (big brown bat), 4320 nucleotides. RefSeq names its product immunoglobulin like and fibronectin type III domain containing 1 (gene IGFN1). Lineage: Eukaryota; Metazoa; Chordata; Mammalia; Chiroptera; Vespertilionidae. The record is from RefSeq and is a predicted model, not a curated record. The transcript is spliced from 24 exons. Gene Ontology annotation, molecular function: protein binding. Bases 1 to 4320 code for a protein of 1439 amino acids.